Messenger RNA from Sphenostylis stenocarpa, 1050 nucleotides. NCBI's taxonomy places the organism in Eukaryota, Viridiplantae, Streptophyta, Magnoliopsida, Fabales, Fabaceae. The record is from the annotation of a GenBank genome assembly.
AUGGAGUUUGAUAAGGAGAAGGUCCCACCUUAUCCAGAAGUUAAGUGUAAAAUAGAGAAAAAAAGAAAAAGAAGAGGCUCUUGUUCUCUGCGUAUCUGCUUUCUAAUCCCAAACAACUCUCCUUCCGCCACGGAAUGGGGAGACAUGACUCUCACUGCCGCUAUUUCUUCUUCUCUCGCCGCUUCUUCUCUUUCUUCCGCCGCCGGAAUAUUCCUCCGCCCCAAUAAAUCCACACCCGCCACCACCCUCCAUCAUCAUCACCAUCACUCUUUCCUAUUGCGAGUUGCAAAUGACGCUGAUAGGGGUGAAGUGUCAACUGAUACCGCAACCAAGGCGUCAUUUUCGGAAGCUGAUAAGAUGGUUGAUGGUAUGGACUUUGGUGAGCUUUGCAAUGAGUUUGAGUGCAUCAGCAGCCCCUUGGUAGAAUCUACCGCAAGACAACUUGCACGCGAUAUACUUGAACAAAGGGAGGGAAAUCGAGCACUUGGAAUCUUUGCCGUUUCUGUCACAUACAAGGAUCCCAUCAGAAGUUUUACUGGUCGUGAGAAGUAUAAAAGACCACUAUGGGCUACUGGUGCACUAGAUAAACCAUCAGUGACUGUGCAGGAUAUGGUGAUGCUGUCAACCAGUGUUUUAAGUAUCAAGUGGACAAUAAGAGGGAAGCCAAAAACUGUUAUUGGAGGGUUAGGAGAAGAUUUAAUACUUAGAGUUACUUCCAAGUUUACUCUUAACCAAAUUAGUGGUCAAGUCGUUGAGCAUGAAGAGUUUUGGGACUUAUCAGCUUCAUCAGCUAGUGCUCAGACAUUUUUCUGGACAUCACGUGGUCUCUUUACUGUUAUUGAAUCUGUCAAAGAUCUGGCUGACAAUGCUAAGAAUUUGAGUGGUAAAAUUUCAACCAAAAAAGAGAACUUGGAGAUGUAUCCUGAUCCUUCAGGUGAUCCAACCAAGUUCUUCCAGAGGGACGAUAGUCUUCAACAGGAUGCAUACCAGAUUGCACUAUUCCUGGCAGUUCUUUAUUUGGUGGUACAAUUUCUAAGGACAACUUUGUAG